AUGGAGGACGAGGGGAGCGGCGGUCGGAGCCGGGGACCGGACGGGGACCGCGCCAAGGCCGUCGCGCUCGCGCCCUUCGCGUCUCCGCGAAGGGCCAAGACGGUGAGGAUGUCCGAGGCCUGCGACUUCAUCAUCCCCUACGCCGCCGACCAGGGCCGCUCCUCCGGCGAAGAGCGUUCGCCGGCGGGCUCGUCGGGCUCCGCGGGAGCGGUGCGGGCGCUCGGACCAGCCAGCGGCGGCGACGGCUCGUCGUCGCUUUCCGGCGGCGUUCCGUGCGAGGGCGCGCUGCAGGACACGCCGGACUACAUCCGGAGAAGCGCCGCGCGGCACAGGGUCGCGCCGAUGGAGCUCUUCUCCACCUCAGUCUCGCCGCCGCCGCCGCCAGCGCCUGCGGGACUUGGCGCCGCCGCUGAGGGGAUGGCUUCUAGUGAGAAAUGCGAUGCCGCGGGUGGGGUGUCCGAGAGCGAGGCCGUGGGUGGUGGCCGAAGCGACUCAGAGAGCCUGCAACCGGAAGAAAUUGAGGAGGAUAAAUCCGAUUGCUGUGGCCUGCUGAAACAACAGUAUGGUGUGCUUCUGCGGGAGAAGGAGUGCAGGAGGCUGUUAGAGGAUCUGAUGAGGGAGAACGAGCUCAAGACCAGGGAAUGCCGUGAAGCCCAGGAGUCGCUCCAUGAUCUGCAGAUGGAGCUGAUGAGAAAGUCCAUGCACGUUGGCUCACUAGCCUCUGCAGUGGAAGGGCAAGUGAAGGAGAAGAGUCGUUUGUGUCAAUUAUUAAAAGAAUUGAGCGAAAAAUUUAUGGUUUUAAAGUCGGAGCACCAGAAUCUAAGACAAGAGUCACUUGAGUACAAAAAAUGUGUGUUAGAUGCUUCACAAAUGUCCACAACAAUUCAGCAAUAUGUGAAUCAAUAUGUAAGUUUGGAAUGCGAGUUUAAAGAUCUUAAAGAAAAGUUUAAUGAAGAGGCAAAGGAGCGGAAAGAUUUAUACAACAAGAUUAUAGAGCUAAAGGGCAAUAUAAGAGUAUUUUGUCGGUGCCGACCACUUAAUGCAGAAGAAAUAGCAGAAGGAGCUUCGUCAGCCAUUGAUUUUGACUCUGCAAAAGAUGGAGAACUCAUUGUUAGGGGUCAUGUAUCUUCUAAAAAAGUAUACAAAUUUGAUUCUGUCUUUAGCCCUGAAGAAGACCAAGAAAAGGUUUUUGAGAAAACUGCGCCAUAUGCAAUUUCGGUGUUGGAUGGAUUUAAUGUUUGCAUCUUUGCUUAUGGGCAAACCGGUACUGGUAAAACAUUUACCAUGGAAGGAAUUGAAGGUGCUCGCGGUGUUAACUACCGGACUCUAGAAGAACUCUUUCGAAUAAUUAAAGAAAGAGAGGGCACAUUCCAAUAUGAGAUUACUGUCAGUGUUUUGGAGGUGUACAAUGAGCAGAUUCAUGAUUUGCUACUUACAGGAUCUCAGCCAGGCGCAACAACAAAAAGACUGGAAGUAAGACAAGUUGCAGAAGGGGUUCACCAUGUACCAGGACUUGUUGAAGCACGGGUGACUAACAUGAAUGAGGCUUGGGAGGUGCUACAAACUGGCAGCAAAGCUAGAGUCGUGGGUUCCACAAAUGCUAAUGAGCAUAGUAGUCGAUCUCACUGUAUACAUUGUGUAAUGGUCAAAGGAGAAAACUUGAUGAAUGGAGAAUGUACAAAGAGCAAAUUAUGGCUAAUUGACCUUGCUGGAAGUGAACGGGUAACAAAGACAGAUGCACAAGGAGAAAGAUUGAAAGAGGCACAGAACAUAAACAAAUCACUUUUUGCACUUGGUGAUGUCAUAUCUGCUCUUGCAACGAAGACCCCACAUAUACCCUUUAGGAAUUCGAAGCUAACACACUUGCUACAAGACUCACUAAGUGGAGAUUCCAAAACUUUGAUGUUUGUUCAAAUCAGUCCUAAUGAGAAUGACGUGGGUGAAACUCUUUGUUCGUUGAACUUUGCAAGUAGAGUACGAGGCAUAGAGCUUGGUCAAGCUAAAAAGCAAGUCGAUGUUGGUGAAUUGUCAAGAUACAAGCUCAUGGUUGGGAGAGCCAAACAGGAUAGCAAGAACAAAGAUGCUCAGAUUAAAAGUAUGGAAGAAAGGAUACAAACACUUGAAGCGAAGAAUAAGACAAAAGAUUUGCUCACUCUGUAUCUCCAAGAGAAGAUCAAAGAGCUGGAAUCACAACUUCUAGUUGAAAGAAAGAUAGCACGGCAGCAUGUCGACAACAAGAUUGCUCAAGACCAUCUGCAGAAGCAGUACGGCAUGAAAGAAGAGAACUCGUACCUGAGAAGCCCAAUGGCCGAGAGGAACCUCAACUCCACAGCAGAGAAAGCAGCAGCACCUAAAGACUUCGGCAUUUCCAAGCAGAUGUUCUCUGACAGCAACGUUGACACUUACAGCUUCAAGCAGCUGAUGUCACUAGGGGACGAGAAGGAGAACAACCCUGAAGCUGUGCAGCUGCCGCCGACAAUGAAAGCGAGACGAGUCUCACUCUGCAACGGUGGAGCUUACCAGCAGCCGCUGAACCCGGCUUCGCGCCGGAAGUCUCUGAUACCGCCUCCACGGCGCAACUCGCUGCUGCCAAUGCCCACAGCAAAGCCUGCAGCAGCAGCAGCACCAUCGCCGCUUGACAAGAUCACGGAGAACCUGUCCUCGCCCCCGCUGUGCUCUCCUCCGGUUGUCUCCAUCGACAAGGGCAGCAGGAGCAAGAGGAUCAAUAGCAUCCUGCGGCGAAGCCUACAGAAGAAGGUAGUCAUCAGGCCAUCUUUGGCGGCGCAGGCAGGGAAGAAAGCCGGUGCUGCUGCCGCCCAGGGGACUGACAACGCACGCAGGGUUGCACGGCGAGUGCCGGUGAGCGGCGGUGGGCAGAGGGUGCAGCGGAACAGGGACAAGGAGCGGGGGUGGAACACCGGGACGAGCCUCAGGAACAACUUCUGA
Miscanthus lutarioriparius is the source of this 2946-nucleotide messenger RNA. The record is from the annotation of a GenBank genome assembly. NCBI's taxonomy places the organism in Eukaryota, Viridiplantae, Streptophyta, Magnoliopsida, Poales, Poaceae.